Messenger RNA from Racocetra fulgida, 790 nucleotides. NCBI's taxonomy places the organism in Eukaryota, Fungi, Glomeromycota, Glomeromycetes, Diversisporales, Gigasporaceae. The record is from the annotation of a GenBank genome assembly.
GCAAUUAGUUAUUGGUCCUGAAGCUCUGGUAUCUAUGCUUGUCGGUUCUUCAAUAGUACAACAACAAGAAUAUUUAGAUUCAAAUGAUCCUGAAACAGCCAUUGUAAUUGCUGGAUUAAUUACAUUUUUUGUGGGCAUCUUGACGCUAAUAAUCGGCAUAUUUAGACUGGGUUUUAUUGAUUCUGUAUUAUCUCGUGCUCUUUUAAGAGGAUUUAUCUCUGCUGUAGCAAUCGUGAUCAUAAUUGAACAAUGUUUAACAAUGACUAUGUUAACGGAACAGGCGACUAGAGCUGGUGUUGGUCAUGCCUCAUCGACCGGUGGUGGAUUUCCUUCUUUCCAAAUUCCUAAACCCCUACCUAAACUACAUAUACUGGAUUGUUUUGAAACCGCCGUUUUGAUUUCAAUUGUUGGGUUUGUAGAAUCUAUUGUGGUUACCAAAACUUAUGCGACAAAAUAUAAUUAUUCUGUCAGCGCAAAUCGUGAAUUGGUAGCUUUAGGUUCUGCUAAUAUAAUAUGCAGCGUUUUCCAAGGUUUUCCUGCAUACGGUGACACUAAUAAGUUUAAACCAAUCAAGGAUUUUCCUGAUUCGGCCGAACAUAUAGAAGGAUUACUUGUUGUUCGAAUAUCAGAGCCCUUGUAUUUCGCUAACACCGGUCAAUUAAAAGAUCGGUUAAGACGAUUAGAAGAGUUUGGUGAUAUGAGUGUUCAUCCUUCUGAAGAUGCACGAUUAUCACCAAUCGAGAACGUAAUUUUUGAUAUAGAAACUAUGGAGGAUUUAGACGCUAGGUAA